CCGUCACUCACGGCUCGUCUUCGAGGACGCACGGAAGGCACAGCGCGCGCCUUAUCAGUCUGCCCUCCCUCCCGUCUCUCCGCCAUUAUUCAUUAUUAUCCCCUUGUUUUUCUCCUGCUAGCCCCACAGGUCGCCACGGCGCUGGAGACUUCAACCCAUUUUCCUCCGUUUGGUUUACAGAGGAGAGGCAGCCCCCCCUCCCUUUCCUCCUCUCCUCCUCGUUGCUGCUCCCUGCCAGACAGAGACAGACAUGCUGCUCCACGCUUCCCGCCUCCUCUCCCCUCCGGGACCCGUGAGGUCUGCUGAGACCAUAAAGGGUUAACUCUCCUCCAGUGAGGUCUGCUGAGACCAUAAAGGGUUAACUCUCCUCCAGUGAGGUCUGCUGAGACCAUAAAGGGUUAACUCUCCUCCAGACUAACCAACGUGACCAGAGUGACGGGACCAGAGACUGACCACAACGUGACCAGAGAGACGGGACCUGAAACUGACCACAACGUGACCAGAGAGACGGGACCUGAAACUGACCACAACGUGACCAGAGUGACGGGACCUGAAUCUGACCACAACGUGACCAGAGUGACGGGACCUGAAACUGACCACAACGUGACCAGAUUGACGGGACCUGAAACUGACCACAACGUGACCAGAGUGACGGGACCUGUAACUGACCACAACGGCACUUUCUCCAAUCGGGUUCCCUGUUGUCAUGUUCGAUCUGACCAGGUCCAUCUGUGUAGAGAACAGUCUAACCAAGUCUAGUGGUGCAGAGAACGGUCUAACCAGGUCCAUCUGUAUAGAGAACGGUCUAACCAGGUCCAUCUGUGUAGAGAACGGUCUAACCAGGUCUAGUGGUGUAGAGAACGGUCUAACCAGGUCUAGUAGUGUAGAGAACGGUCUAACCAGGUCCAUCUGUGUAGAGAACGGUCUAACCAGGUCUAGUGGUGUAGAGAACAGUCUAACCAGGUCUAGUGGUGUAGAGAACAGUCUAACCAGGUCUAGUGGUAUAGAGAACAGUCUAACCAGGUCUAGUGGUGUAGAGAACGGUCUAACCAGGUCUAGUGGUAUAGAGAACAGUCUAACCAGGUCUAGUGGUAUAGAGAACGGUCUAACCAGGUCUAGUGGUAUAGAGAACAGUCUAACCAGGUCUAGUGGUGUAGAGAACAGUCUAACCAGGUCUAGUGGUGUAGAGAACAGUCUAACCAGGUCUAGUGGUGUAGAGAACAGUCUAACCAGGUCUAGUGGUAUAGAGAACAGUCUAACCAGGUCUAGUGGUGUAGAGAACGGUCUAACCAGGUCUAGUGGUGUAGAGAACGGUCUAACCAGGUCUAGUGGUAUAGAGAACGGUCUAACCAGGUCCAUCUGUGUAGAGAACGGUCUAACCAGGUCUAGUGGUAUAGAGAACGGUCUAACCAGGUCUAGUGGUGGAGAGAACGGUCUAACCAGGUCUAGUGGUGUAGAGAACGGUCUAACCAGGGCUAGUGGUAUAGAGAACGGUCUAACCAGGUCUAGUGGUAUAGAGAACGGUCUAACCAGGUCCAUCUGUGUAGAGAACGGUCUAACCAGGUCUAGUGGUAUAGAGAACGGUCUAACCAGGUCUAGUGGUAUAGAGAACGGUCUAACCAGGUCCAUCUGUGUAGAGAACAGUCUAACCAGGUCUAGUGGUGUAGAGAAAGGUCUAACCAGGUCUAGUGGUGUAGAGAACAGUCUAACCAGGUCUAGUGGUGUAGAGAAUGGUCUAACCAGGUCCAUCUGUGUAGAGAACGGUCUAACCAGGUCUAGUGGUAUAGAGAACGGUCUAACCAGGUCUAGUGGUGUAGAGAACGGUCUAACCAGGUCCAUCUGUGUAGAGAACGGUCUAACCAGGUCUAGUGGUAUAGAGAACGGUCUAACCAGGUCUAGUGGUGGAGAGAACGGUCUAACCAGGUCUAGUGGUGUAGAGAACGGUCUAACCAGGUCUAGUGGUGUAGAGAACGGUCUAACCAGGUCUAGUGGUGUAGAGAACAGUCUAACCAGGUCUAGUGGUGUAGAGAACGGUCUAACCAGGUCUAGUGGUGUAGAGAACGGUCUAACCAGGUCUAGAGGUAUAGAGAACGGUCUAACCAGGUCUAGUGGUGUAGAGAACAGUCCUAGUCAAUAGAACCAUAGCGUUCACAGCCACUCCUCAACCACAACCACAAACGGUCACAACCACCACGUUCAGUGCUGUGCGGUCACCAUGGACGGUUGUGGUCUAACCCCGGUCUUGGACUAUACGGCUGAGAUGGAGCGAUACCGAUCUUUCGCUAACUUCUAUGCUAAAACUAACGUGAACAUGAACGCUGUUAACAGCAUGAAUUUCCCUCAGUCGGCCAAGCUCGCCCGAAUCACUCCUCCCAUGUUCCCCGGCGGCAGGCUUGGCGUAGCGGGAGUGACGCCUUGGGGCUGCCAUGACAACGUCAACAUGAACAUCAAUGCAGCGGCGAUGCUGUGGGGGCGUAAACCUCCCGUACAUCAGGCCACACCCCUGGCUCCUCCCACAACGCACCCGUCGCCCUUGGCAACGCACAUGCAGCCCCACCCCCACCGGACCGGCGGUGAGGGGAAGCAGCACGGAGGACACGCCUCCUCCUCACAGGGACAGGAAACACAUCAUCACCACGGGAAUAACAACUUCCUGUCAGGCUACACGUCCACCGAUCACAUGACAAAACAAGGCCACACCCACCAGGACAUGCUCAGCCUAUCAGAUCGCAACAGCAGCUGCAAUGGAGGAGGAGGAGCCAACGGGGUCAACAUGCCCAACUUCCCCGCUGGAAUGUUGGGGUUACCACCCGGGGUCAUCGUCAUGGCGAUGGGGUCGCACAAUGGCGUCAACAUUCCAGACUCCUCCCACUUCCAGAUGGCGACCAACCACAACCAGAUGCUAUCGGACUGCCACCACGCCAACCAGACUAACUCCUCCCCCUGCCCCUCGACUUCCCCGGGGAUGACCUCUGGGGGUCAGGGGUCAGGAGCCUCCAAGAGGAAGAGGAAGCGGUGUGGAGUGUGUGCCCCCUGCAGAAGACUGAUUAACUGUGGGGUCUGUUCAGCCUGUAGAAACAGGAAGACAGGUCAUCAGAUCUGUAAGUUCAGGAAGUGUGACGAACUGAAGAAGAAGGCUGGGAGUAUACAGCUAGAGAGUCCUCCCUCGGUGCCCAGUGGAGAAGCUUUCAGAUGGUUCUUCUAGAGGUCGAACAACAACUCUUGAAAAGCUGAAGAUGUGAAAAGGAGAACUCCUGCUAGUCUUUACUAGUCUAUAACUAGUCUAUAACUAGUAACUUGUUUCAGUUCUUCACCUCGUGACUGGUUCCUCUCUCACCAUAGAAAUAAAGUCUUAUAGAACUGGCCCCUCCACCCCUUCCCCCAGUCAGUGAUGUCGUGAUGGGGCCUGAGAUUCUGUCUCUUAUACUCUCUACCUCCUUCCACAACAACAACAACAACAACAACAGUGUUCUAACUCUUCCUCAAUGUAGCCCAGUCAGUCCGAUGUGUUUUCAGGACAGUACAUCGCAUUGCAGCGGAGCAGAAACCUUUAGAACCCAGGAGGUUCCUCCUUCAUGUUCUGAUGUUUAACAUCUACGAACCUGACUGGAGCUGUCACAGAACGUUUCCCGGGAAACAUUUAAGGUUGUGUGUUCCAAUUGCACCCUCUUCCCUGUAAAGUUUGAUUUGGACAUAUACUAUAUUAUAUAGUGUGUUAUACUUACGCUAUAUAGUGCAUUACUUUGAAUGUAGUGCAUUGUGGAGGGAAUAGGAUGCUGCCUGGGACCCUUUUCGUUGAAUUAAGCCCCUCCUCUCUAACUGGCUGGAACCCUUUUCGUUGAAUGAAGCCCCUCCUCCCUAACUGCCUGGGACCCUUUUCACUGAAUAAGCCCCUCCUCUCUAACUGGCUGGGACCCUUUUCGUUGAAUAAGCCCCUCCUCUCUAACUGCCUGGGACCCUUUUCACUGAAUAAGCCCCUCCUCUCUAACUGCCUGGGACCCUUUUCACUGAAUAAGCCCCUCCUCUCUAACUGGCUGGGACCCUUUUCAUUGAAUACGCCCCUCCUCUCUAACUGGCUGGGACCCUUUCAUUGAACAAGCCCCUCCUCUCUAACUGGCUGGGACCCUUUUCGUUGAAUUAAGCCCCUCCUCUCUAACUGCCUGGGACCCUUUUCGUUGAAUUAAGCCCCUCCUCCCUAACUGCCUGGGACCCUUUUCACUGAAUAAGCCCCUCCUCUCUAACUGGCUGGGACCCUUUUCACUGAAUAAGCCCCUCCUCUCUAACUGGCUGGGACCCUUUUCGAUGAAUAAGCCCCUCCUCUCUAACUGCCUGGGACCCUUUUCAUUGAAUACGCCCCUCUUCUCUGACUGGUUGGGAUCCUUUCAUUGAAUACGCCCCUCUUCUCUGACUGGUUGGGAUCCUUUCAUUGAAUAAGCCCCUCCUCUCUAACUGGCUGGGACCCUUUUCAUUGAAUAAGCCCCUCCUCUCUAACUGGCUGGGACCCUUUUCAUUGAAUAAGCCCCUCCUCUCUAACUGGCUGGGACCCUUUUCAUUGAAUAAGCCCCUCCUCUCUAACUGGCUGUCGCAUGGAUUAUAACGUGUUUUGUUUUUUUGAAAGGUUACAAAACGUUUGUAUAUUAACGUCGUGAUUCCUCCAUGUGUCGAGUAAUAAAAUGGUUUUAAAUAA
Molecule: messenger RNA, 4687 nt
Organism: Oncorhynchus kisutch (coho salmon)
Lineage: Eukaryota; Metazoa; Chordata; Actinopteri; Salmoniformes; Salmonidae
Product: mucin-19
Exons: 3
Coding region: 2216-3205 (329 amino acids)
Cellular component (GO): nucleus
Molecular function (GO): zinc ion binding; methyl-CpG binding
Source: RefSeq, a predicted model, not a curated record